Molecule: messenger RNA, 2402 nt
Organism: Eleginops maclovinus (Patagonian blennie)
Lineage: Eukaryota; Metazoa; Chordata; Actinopteri; Perciformes; Eleginopidae
Gene: crdhl
Product: retinol dehydrogenase 12
Exons: 7
Coding region: 646-1842 (398 amino acids)
Source: RefSeq, a predicted model, not a curated record
UUCAGAUCAGAAGAGAACAAACAACAUUUUCAAUCACAUCACAGCGACUCACAAUAAACAAUAAAGAUUCAACAAGAACAGCUGACAUGUUUACUACAAGCAACAUCACUGACCUAUUGUUUAUCUGAUUUAUUUUAUUAUUCGGCAAGUUAUUUCAAACCAGAGGCGUUUUCAGUUUGCAGUUUAUGGUCUGCAGAGUCCCUGCUGUCCUGAUAUCAGCAGGGAACUCGUUCCACCAAUCAGGAGCCAGGAGAGCAGGCGUGUUUUUGAGGGGUUCCACUUGCAGAGAGGGAGCAGUGAGCUGAUUGGCUGACGCCGAGCGAGGUGCACGUGAUGGAGUGUAUGGUUUAACCAAGGCCUGGAUGUAGAAAGGGGCUGACCUCCCCUCAGCUCUGUAGAGCAGGAUCUGGAAGAGGAUUCUGGAAGCAAGUGAAGGAAGCGGGGGAGAGGUGUGGUGGGGGAGGUUGAAGACUAGUUGGGCUGCAGCUUUCUGACUUAGCUGUAGAGGUCGGGUGGGGUUUGCAGGAGUGGGGUGCAGUAGUGGAGGCGUGAGAGGACCAGAGCCUGGACCAGGACCUGCGUUUCCUGACCUGGAGAAACCUGACCUGGAGAGACCUGACCUGGAGAGUCCUGACAGACUCAGAGAUGAAGGACAACAACAACAACAACAAUGAUCAGUGUGUGUCCCCUGUCCCCGGCAGUAACUGGAUCCAGGAUCAGCUGUUUGUUGAUUCUGCAGGGUACCUGGUGCUGCCAUGGCCCGGUGAAGAGGGGUCAGUGUCGGAGCCAGAACCAGAGCUAGAGGGUCUGGGGGGGCUGUUGCUGAGGACUGGGGCUCUGCUGGGACUCAUCUUCAUCUGUAUGGCGGUGUUACGGCGUUGGAUCGCAGGUGGAGUGUGUCGCUGUUCGACUCGUCUGGAUGGGAAGACGGUUCUGAUCACUGGAGCAAACACCGGCAUCGGAAAAGAGACAAGCAGAGAGCUGGCAGCCAGAGGGGCCCGGGUGGUGAUGGCCUGCAGGGACCUGACCCGGGCGGAGUCAGCUGCGGAGGAGAUCCGUCAGGAGACAGGAAACGGGAACGUGGUGAUCAGACACCUGGACCUCAGCUCCCUGUACUCUGUGAGACAGUUCACUAAAGAGUUCCUGCAGACAGAGGACAGACUGGACGUCCUGAUCAACAACGCAGGAGUGAUGAUGUGUCCUCUGUGGCUGACAGAAGAUGGGUUUGAGACUCAGCUAGCUGUCAAUCAUCUUGGUCACUUCCUGCUCACCAAUCAGCUGCUGCCGAUGCUGAAGAGCUCUGCCCCCAGCCGCGUGGUCAUUGUGUCGUCCAUCGCCCACAAGGGGGGUAAGUGUGCGUGUGUGUGUGUGUGUGUGUGUGUGUGUGUGUGUGUUGACUCUCUCUCUUCAGGACAGGUGGAUCUGGACGACCUGUCAUUCAGCAGCAGAGCCUACAGUCCUCUACAGAGCUACAGACAGAGCAAGCUGUGCAACGUGCUGUUCAGCAGAGAGCUGUCCUCCAGGACCAGAGGCUCCGGCGUGUCCUCCUUCUGUCUCCACCCGGGGGUGAUCCGCACUGAGCUGGGCCGCCAUGUGGAGGGAUGGUUCCCCCUGUUGGGGUCUCUGCUCAGCCUGCCCUCCCUGCUGCUGAUGAAGACCCCCCGGCAGGGCGCCCAGACCACCCUGUACUGCGCCCUGACACCGGGCCUGGAGGAACGGACAGGAUGCUACUUCAGUGACUGUUCAGAGAAGCAGGCCGCUCCGGAGGGGCGGGACGAUGCCAUGGCGAGGCGGCUGUGGGAGGAGAGCGCCCGAUUGGUCGGAUUAAAGGACGUCAGUUGACCUCUAACCUGGUGCAGGAACUCUUUUAGCUGCUGAAUGUUUAACCCUGUGUUUGAGAUUAUACUUAAAGCUUAAUGAAAUCCAGGUUUAGUCUCAUUCUGAUGCUUGAGAUGUGUAUGAUGGUGAUGAUGGUGAUGAUGAUGAUGAUGGUGAUGAUGGUGAUGAUGAUGAUGAUGAUGAUGAUGGUGAUGAUGGUGAUGAUGAUGAUGGUGAUGAUGAUGAUGAUGAUGGUGAUGAUGAUGAUGAUGAUGGUGAUGAUGAUGAUGAUGAUGAUGAUGAUGAUGAUGGUGAUGAUGAUGAUGAUGAUGGUGAUGAUGAUGAUGAUGAUGAUGAUGGUGAUGAUGGUGAUGAUGAUGAUGAUGAUGAUGAUGAUGGUGAUGAUGGUGAUGAUGGUGAUGAUGAUGAUGAUGAUGAUGAUGAUGAUGAUGAUGGUGAUGAUGAUGAUGUGAUGAUGAUGAUGAUGGUGAUGAUGAUGAUGGUGAUGAUGAUGAUGAUGAUGAUGAUGAUGAUGAUGAUGAUGAUGAUGAUGAUGAUGAUGGGACAGACCGGGCUCUCUGAAU